Messenger RNA from Babesia microti strain RI, 300 nucleotides. RefSeq lists its product as hypothetical. The record is from RefSeq and is a predicted model, not a curated record. NCBI's taxonomy places the organism in Eukaryota, Apicomplexa, Aconoidasida, Piroplasmida, Babesiidae. Bases 1 to 300 code for a protein of 99 amino acids. The transcript has 2 exons.
AUGAGAGAUGAUACCGUACCGCUGGUUGCAGAAAAACUGCCGAUUAUAUCACUUACUUGGGACGAACUUAAAUCAGUUUUGUCUUGGAACAACAUUUACAACAACAUUAUACAGGGCGAUUCGAACUAUUUUUAUUAUGUAUCUGCGUUGACAUUCAUAACACUGUACAUUGUACUAUAUAUAUACUACAAACGGGAAUCAUACAUUUUACACUACUAUCUGCUGGACUUUUCACAUUUAAAUUUGCCAAGAAAAAAAUGUGUUCUGACCUACCGUCAAUACAAGGAAAAGAUAAUAUGA